Prorocentrum cordatum is the source of this 1644-nucleotide messenger RNA. Lineage: Eukaryota; Dinophyceae; Prorocentrales; Prorocentraceae. The record is from the annotation of a GenBank genome assembly.
AUGCCCGAGCCGGGGUGCACCAACAAGCACGCGCAGUGCUCGCUGGGGCGUUGCAAUUGCCCGGACCUGUACUGCGCGGUCCCUGGCACCAAAGAGUGCGUGCCCCAGCUCGUGUACGAGGGCGCCCGCCCCGGCGACUUCACUCGCGGGCCCUGGCUGAGGGCGUUCACGUGGCUCGGCAGCCCUGAUCAGUUCCCGAACAUAGCGCAGCUCGUGGAGCAACCCGAAGGGCUGAUCUCGCCUCGCUGCCUUCCCGCCGUCCUCCUGCUGCUCGUGGGCCUGGCCAUCGCGGUCGUCACAGGGGUGGAUCUGUGCGAGGACCUGGUCCGGUGCGUAUUCUGCAAGCGCGCCUUCAGGGAGUCAGACGUCCCAGGCGAGACCCACCAGAAGGACAACAUGACGCUGGUCGGCCUCGAGUGGGUGGACGAGGAGCAUCCGGACAGGCACAAGAAUGAGAAGGAGCCCGCCUGCACGCCAGUGGCAGCCCUGGCCGCGAUGGUCGUGGUCUUCAGCAUCUCGGCGGUGCUCGGGCGGCUGGGCAACUGGCGGAUCACCACCGACAUCCUGAUCUCGCUGUUGGAUAGGCUGAAGGGCAACGCACAGAUGCUCCAGAGCAACAGCGUCGUCCUCAACUACACCGCCUCGAACCUGAGCUACACGUUCUCGCGGAUUGCGAACUGCAGUCAGAAUCCCCUGAUGUCUUUGGUCGGCGGUCUGGCGGUAAACUCCACACAAGAGUUGGCCACGAGUGUGUCCCAGUUCAGGAACGAGUUGUCGAACGUGCCCGAUAAGGUCGAUUCCAUCGAGCUGGAGAUCAAGAGUUUCCAGACGCUGGCCGUCUACCUGCCUUGUGCCCCGAUGAUCCUCAUGUCCCUCAUCGCCGCGGGCAUGCUGGCGGAGGUUCUGCUUACCAGGUAUUACGGAUCAGCCAAGACGGCCAAGUACGAAGAGAAGGGCCUUGCUGUAUGUGCAGGCGUCUUCGUAUUGAUCAUCGCCGUGGUGGCCGUCACAUGUGCUGCCCUACUCUCCAGCGUGAUAGGCGUUGCCCAGCAGUGUGAUGACAUCGAUACCAAUGUGGUGGAAUAUCUCAAGCAUGAGACUCAGCACAGGAAGCUGGACCCGAUUCUGCUCAACAUAACACGGCAUUACCUCUUCGACGACGUCUAUAACCCGUUGGGGCACUUCGCAGACGAAAUCUACAAUUAUGUCGAAACAGUGGAGGAGUUGGUCGAAGAGUACAACCAUUCCAUCGUUUAUCCACAGUCGCUCACGUGCAAGCCUCUGAACGACUUACAUGUCGAUCACAUUGGUAACGUCACCAAGGAGACUUUGGCGGUGGCAAGGGAUCUGUUCAAUGCCACCAACAUCUACCCGUAUUACCAGGAGGUUGUGCACGCCGGCAUAUGCAACCAUAUUCCGCAAAGCGUAGGUCUAUCGAAGACGCCUACGCAGGCGGUCGUGGGACUGAUCUUUUUCCCCUUGUGCGCGUGCUGGACCCACAACUACCUCGCACACCACGUGAGCGCGCAGCGGCCAGGGCGCCCAGAAGCGUCGGACGACGAAGAUACGGAGGGCGUUACCGAUGACGCAGACGAUGGGCCGCGGAAGCUCGCGACGGUGGCGCCCAGGGAGCUCGGGCGCUGA